AUGUGGUUUACAUUCUCAGAGACGGCAUACUUUUGGCGAUGGUGGAAAGAACAGCGUGGGUCUACUCGAGCCACUUUCAGGAGCCUGGUAGCGGAAGGCAGGAUCCAGUUUGCUGGUGGUGGCUGGGUUCAGGCUGAUGAAGCGACUUCUCAUUAUCUGCAUAUCCUCGAUCAGUAUACUUGGGGGUUAAGAAAAAUCAAUGACACCUUAGGUCCUUGUGGUAAACCGAGGGCUGGAUGGCAGAUAGACACGUAUGGGCAUUCGAGGGAACAUGCUUCUAUUUUGGCCCAGAUGGGUUACGAUGGACUAUUUAUAGGUAGAGUAGAUCAUAAACAAAGAGAGGCCAUGAUAGAAGAGGACAGAAUGGAGUUCAUGUGGCGUGGGAGCGAUGUUCUAGGCAAAAUGUCAGACAUAAUGACACACACAUUAUACAACCUUUACAAUGCACCCGAUGGUUUCUGUUUCGACUUCCUGUGUAACGAUGAACCAAUCGUCGAAGACCCUGACAGUAGGGUUUAUAAUGCUGAUAAACGGGUUAACGACUUUAUUUCCCAAAUCGAGCGUCAAGCAAAAUACUACGACCAUGACAACAUUAUGGUAAUGAUGGGUGGUGACUUCACCUAUCAGAGCGCGAGUAACUGGUUCAUGAAUAUUGACAAACUUAUCAACCAUGUCAACACACAUCCAGCAAACAUGUCAGAUAUUAAUAUAUUUUACUCGACGCCAUCUUGUUAUUUGAAAUCUAUCUAUUUGUAUGGAAAGAGAGAUAAGGCUGUUUAUACUGAAAAGUCUGACCAUUUUCCAUACGGCAGUGACGCGAACACAUAUUGGACUGGCUUCUACACAUCUAGACCUAGUAUCAAAUAUCUAGCUGUGAAGGCACAUGCGUUCUUACAGGUGGUGAAGCAGUUGACGGUACUAUCAAGAAUGAGCGAUUUUUACGAACUUCAUUUAUUAAGACACGCCGUAGGCCUAAUUUUACACCAUGAUGCUAUCACAGGAACCAGUCAACAUCAUGUAGCCAACGACUUUAUAAGGCUGGUUUCCGAGGCUAUUGAUGGCAGCACGAAGAAGGUUUCGCAAUUUUUAAGUAUUCUAACACCAUCGUGGGGUGGAAGCAGACGUCCAAAGACAAACCAGCAAUUCAUUGUCUGCCAUCAGCUUAAUAUUAGUCAGUGCCGAUUUACAGAAACGCAAGAUUCGAUCCUACUACUAGUGUAUAACCAACUUAGUUUCAAGACAUACUACCACAUUCGGCUACCAGCGAUCGCAUUGCACUAUUCCAUACGAGAUUUUAACGACGAGGAGGUGGAGUACCAGCUGGUCCCUCUUCCGGCGUCAGUGAUCAAUCUUCCUGGAAGAAAGUCAACAGCGAUACAAGAGCUCUGCUUCGAAGCGGAAAAUAUACCUCCACUGGGUUUCACUGCAUAUUAUAUUUCACCUAUACGCGAUCAGCUGGCAGAAGGUGCAUUUAUUAAAAAACAGUUAAAGGCCGACGCAGAUUCUGAAGUAGCGCCAUCUAUAUCCAAUGAGUAUAUAAAACUAACAGUAAACGAGAAAAGCGGUCUUCUUGAGUCCAUACAGCAUGUCGACGGAGUCAAGAUCCUAGUGGACCAAAAUUUUUACUUCUACAGUCAAAGCCAGCAGGGUCUCCAAUCAGGAACUUACAGCUUUAGGCCUGAGAAGACUAGACCUACACCAGUAACGGAGAGAGUGACAUUUCACACUAUACGAGGUUCGUUAAUAAAAGAAAUUCGGCAGCGUUUUUCCGAUUGGAUCACACAAGUGAUUCGACUUUACCGGGGCGAGGAGUUUGUUGAACUAGAAUGGAUUGUUGGUCCAGUGCCUAUUGGGACGGACGUAGGUAAAGAAGUAGUAAGCGUACUUAGAACAAAUAUAAGCAAUAAUGGAGAGUUUUACACGGAUUCGAACGGACGACAAAUGAUGAAGAGAACCUGCUGGAAUGAGACGGCUAGCCACCAAAAGAAGUCAAUAUCUGCCUGCUUCUACCCCGUGACCUCUCGUAUAUGCAUAGAUUCUGCUAAUGGCAGCGUCGGUCUCUGUGUGUUGACUGACAGAGCUCAGGGCGGGACAUCUUAUAAUGAUGGUGAAAUUGAACUAAUGGUACACAGACGCCUUCUAACUGAUGAUGGUUUCGGUCUUGAAGAGACCUUGAAUGAGGAAGCAUUUGGUGUGGGUCUGGUCGUCAAGGGCAGACAUAGAAUUUACUUCGGUAACACCCAGGAAGUUGACGAUUUGUCCUUCAGUGAACGAGCUGCACAUCAUUCAAGGAAGUGGUUGUAUGAACCCUGGGUUUUCAUGACUCCGGGAGAGAAGAUCAAUAGAAGAAAAUGGCAGAAUGUUAGAAAUAAACGGUACUCAGCUCUUAGGCUACAUGGUUUACCUCGUCAUAUCAGCAUCGUCACUUUGGAGCCGUGGAAAGGUGGAUCAGUAUUACUUAGGUUAGAAAAUACACUGGAGAAGCAAAAAGGACAUAAACCAGAUAAGGAAAUGCCAGAUGAAUUAAGCAAUUCUCAUAUAACGGUGGAAUUACAGAAGAUCUUUUUGCAAUUGAAAAUCAAAAUGGUUCGAGAGACAACACUGGGUGCUAACCAAUGGUUGGAUGAGGCCAGGCAAAUGGACUGGAGUACCAGAUAUGUAUACGCGGGUGGAGACGAGGGAAUCUUACCCGAAGACAAUCCAGAUUAUAUCCACGAAGCAAGACAUAAAACUGAUAAAGAUUAUCCACACUACUCAGACGAAGAGACAAAAAUUAAGCCAGCCAACUACGAAAAUGAAAAGGGAAGAUACAAAAAUCUAAAAUAUGAAGAUUAUAGACGAAAACGCGAAACUCCAAAUACAACGGAAUUUGAAACGACCAAAAAUGUAACAAGGAUGAAACCGGCAAAGGCGGCUUCUAUUAAAAAAAGGCAGAACCGAUUUGACAGAUUCGAUAUCACUACUAGAAGACCGAAGUAUAUGUGGAACUCGCAAAAACUUGUUCAGGAUUCCUUAGAGGGAUUUUUAAGUAGACGAGGCAAAAAGAAGAGUAUUGAUUAUGAAGAGACUUCAGAUAUCACUGAAGGAUACACAGAUGUUGAUGAUGGCAUCACACGGUCAAUACAAGAAAUGUACUAUUCAAAGCCAAAAAGGAAAUACAAACCAUACCUAAGAUUCUCUGAAGAGUUGAUACGGCAUUCGAGGGGCAUGAGAAAUCACGACGAUGUCUGGAUUGGUCAUGAGGAAGCAGCAGAGGCAAGACGGGUUAGAGGUUUGAAAAUGGACAAAAAACUUAAAAGAUUCCGCUAUCCCAAUUCGGAAGAGUUCAUUGAUUUUAGAAAAGAAACAAAUUCGGAAGCUAAGAGAAUACAAAAAAGAAGAACUAAAAGAGGAAAAAGCGGUCGCAAUUUUGAGAUCUUCGAAAAUAAGAGACGAAAUUCAAAUGGCGCGGAUAUGCCGUUUUUCGUGACUGAAAAGGUUAAGAAAGAUGUAUCCUUUGAAGAUGAUGAGGAUACAUGGAGUAAGGAUGACCAGCAGAGUGGAAAAGGUAUUAAUCCAAGAGAAUUUAUCAGCGCCAAAUUUAAAGUUGACAGUUCAAAUGACGGUGAAAUUCCACUUGGAUUACGGAGAAAAAGAUCGAUGGAUGAAGACAGCUCGGAAGACAAAAGAGAGAUGGACUAUGUCAUAUCGCUUCGUCCUACACAGAUACGUACAUUCAUAAUUUGGUUUGAAGAAAAGAAGCCGUUUGUUAUGUAAAAUAAAUUGAAUAUAGAUAACCAAAGAUACGUCAAAUAGGUAUUGUUUUGUCUCUUUUA
Messenger RNA from Pieris rapae (cabbage white), 3815 nucleotides. RefSeq names its product lysosomal alpha-mannosidase-like. NCBI's taxonomy places the organism in Eukaryota, Metazoa, Arthropoda, Insecta, Lepidoptera, Pieridae. The coding region runs from base 1 to 3756 and encodes 1251 amino acids. Gene Ontology annotation, biological process: mannose metabolic process. The record is from RefSeq and is a predicted model, not a curated record. Gene Ontology annotation, cellular component: lysosome. Gene Ontology annotation, molecular function: alpha-mannosidase activity; carbohydrate binding. The transcript is spliced from 28 exons.